AUCGCUUUUUUUGUUUUCUUUUUCCUACUUCCCCCUCCCCUUCGCUCUAAUCUCGUCUCGUUGGUGUGCAAGAUCAUCCGAAGCCGCGGAAGCGGGGCUGCAACAACGAUCUAUUCUAUUGGACGUAGUUCAUUAGUAGUAGUUUCCUUCACGAGAAUCGGCGAGUGCGCGGACGGGGAUUAAUUUUCAGGGGGAGUAGCGGCUGGACUUUUAGGUUAGGACGCGAUCGUUGGAGAAUGCAUCACUCUGGAAAACUGUCGGGUGAAAGUGCGCGUCGUCGGGGAUUCCGACAGAGCGAAGGCCGCUCUCGAGCGCCUUGAAGCGAGCGAACGGUUCGGGAAAUCCGUCCCGAAUAAGAAGCUUCAUCGCGAGUGGUUUCUCUUCGAUUUUCCUCCGACGAUCCUCGACGAUCGCUGACGAUCCUGGACAGAGAAAGAUGAUAAAAGCGAGAUCCGUUGAGUGUUGGAUAUCUGAGUGAGUAAGGAAGCACCGCAAUUAUCAUGGCAGAUGACGAGGGUACAGAGUGGCUUCAGGAGCUAUUGCUUGACGUGCAGCUUUCUCAGUUCUUCACGCGUAUACGGGAUGACCUACAGGUCACUCGGUUGCAUCACUUUGAUUAUGUUCAAUCGGAAGACCUGGAGAAGAUUGGUCUGGGUAAACCAGGCAUCAGACGCCUACUGGACGCGGUAAAGAAGAGACGGAGCGCUCAAUGGAAGAAAACUCUCAUCACCAAAAUUAAACCUGGCAGUAGCAGUAAGAGCAGCAAGCGAGCCUCGCAGCCCAUCGAGACUUCCUCAGCCCUGACCUGUCUCAUACAGGAUAAAGAUGUGGUAUUGUCUGUUAAAUUGGGCGAUGGAAGCUUCGGUGUUGUUAGAAGAGGAGAAUGGACUUCCCCCUCUGGACGAACUCUACCUGUCGCCGUGAAGGUCCUGAAGGCGGACGCUCUCACGCAACCAAGUGUCAUGGAAGACUUCGUGUCUGAAGUUCAGGCGAUGCACACCUUGGAUCAUCAUAAUCUCAUUAGACUAUACGGUGUGGUGUUGUCUCAGCCGAUGAUGAUGGUGACCGAGCUCGCCCCUUUAGGUGCACUGCUUGAUCACUUGCGGCAGCAAUGCGGCAGAAUUUCAAUUCUCACUCUCUGCAAUUAUGCGUUGCAAGUCGCUACAGGUAUGGCGUACUUGGAGGCGAAGCGUUUCUUACAUCGCGACCUGGCGUGUAGAAACGUCUUGUUGAGCUCGAUUGACAAAGUUAAGAUCGGUGAUUUUGGAUUGAUGAGAGCGCUCCCUCAAGAGGAAGAUUGCUACGUCAUGACCGAACAUAAGAAAGUGCCUUUUCCUUGGUGCGCUCCAGAGUCUCUCAAGGCUCGACAAUUUAGUCACGCGUCGGAUGUCUGGAUGUUCGGUGUGACGUUGUGGGAAAUGUUGACAUUUGGUGAGGAGCCCUGGCUGGGCCUAAACGGUUCCGAAAUACUGCGGAAGAUUGAUCGUGAAGGUGAGCGGCUGCACGAGCCGGAAGCGACACCUCCAUACAUGUACGAAUUGAUGCUCCGUUGCUGGGCGAGAGAACCUUCGGAGAGGCCAACAUUCGCCUCGUUGAAGGAAUCAUUGACCAGCAUGGUGCCGUCCGUGAUGAAGGCUGUGACCGCCUUCGACAAUGUCGAAGGAAAAAUGUCUAUUGAGCCAGGAGACCAAAUCGUAAUUAUUGAUGGGCGUCCGGAGAACUACUGGUGGAAGGGCCAGAACCAGCGAACCUUUCAAGUGGCGCACUUUCCACGCUGCCUGGUCGAUCCGAUGCGCCGAAAACAACCGGGGGACAUCAGCAAGCCACUGGAAAAUUCGUUCAUCCAUACGGGACAUGGUGCACCUUUUGGCAAGAGCUGGGGUAGCCCCGGGUACAUCGACGAUGUAUACUUGAGGAACCCGAUGGAUCCUCCAGACGUGUUGAUGGCGACCGCAGACAAUCAGACGAAAAAGAGAUUUUCUUAUGGUACACCACGCACCAGAAAGCAAUUUAAUUAUAUGAAACUGCGCAACGAUAUUCGAUCGAGUCCAGUCAAAAUUUCACAAUCAGCGUCGACCUCGAGCGUUAGCCAGGAGGACAAUCUGAUUGACUUGUCCGCCGAGGAGUUGGCGAGUACGAGUGGACAUGAAGAAGUCGCAUGCAGGCGAGUGGUCAAUAUUCUAGAUGAACCAAUCGACGGCGAGAAAUUUUCCUGGCAGGACGAGGAGAGCAGAACGUACGCAAACUUUCCCGGUAAUGUGGAUCCCGCGUAUUCUGAUCCCUUUGAUACGUCUGCUGUGUUCAUGAAGCCACCACAUUCGCGAUAUUAUAGUCAUGUACCCACUGAAGUCGCCAGUCGCUAUCUGAAGACGCAGAUGUAUGGAAAUGUGGACAAUCAAGAGGCAGGAGAUCACGCUCAAGGCACGAGUUUCGUUGCUGAUUCUGCUAAUACAGAGGAAGCUCGUCAAUACUCAGUGAAUCUGAAUAAGGAGUGUCGACAGGACGCAGUAAACCUGAACGUGAAUACGAAUGCGGAAGGUGAUGAUGUGAGUCAUUAUAGUGAGAUAGAUAAGAUUAGCCCUCGCGGAUCGAGCUGGUCUACCUGGCCGGAGGAUCUACGAAAUUCUUCUGCCGCGCAGACCUAUGUCAACGUUUCCGGCGUUGAAGAAUCUACAUCGUCAUUUGUCGCCCCUAUUCCCCCGCCUCCUCCCUCCAUUGGACCAAACACGAGUCCGUCCAAGCCAAAAUCCAAUUGCGAGCUUGCACGGAAUAUGAACGAGUUAUCGCUAAAUUCCAACUCUAGUGCCAAUGUCGCAAAAAAGUUGGAUCCCGGCUUUUUGGCCGAAUUAGAGAAGCACUUGGGCGAAAAGGAGGCUACAAAAAACACGAAUUCUGCCAAUAGUGAAGAAAACCAGGAACUGGAAGGCGCGAGUUAUUUGCGCUCAUCGCAGGACAAGUUGCGACAAGGUUCGACAUCGAUCCAACAACUCUCAACUGUAGAAGAUGCCACCAAAUCUUUGUCGGUCAUUCCAGUGUUGAAAUCUCCGCCACACAAGAAAUCAAAAUCACCGAUAACGACGAUAGAUCGUCGAGCAUCUUUCUCGUCAACGUCUACUAGCAAAGUACAAAAUUCUUGGCAGUCAAAAAGUACGAACAUUCAAAGACCGCGUCCUCAGGAUGAGCAACGUAUGUCAGAAUCGACCACUGACGUCAUAGUGAGUCAAAUUUGGCAGCAAACGCAGACUCUAUCGCAGCAGCAGCAAAAUAUCUGUCUAACCGAUUUGGCUACUGGAUGUCAGACAUUAACUCCUGUUCCAGUGGCUCAAGGAAACGCUAAAUUUCAAGAAACCGCUGGCAAUAUUGCCAGCGGUGCGAGCAAUCACGAUCAACAUGGUCCUUGCAAUGUCGCCAAGGCCAUCUUCACUCAGUCGCAAGCCGGCUCAUCGAAUCAGAAUCAUUCUCCGAAUACGACGCAUGUCAAUCAAGGCAAUAUCAACCUGCUUCACGAAGCUGCCAGCAACAUUGCUGGUAGUAGCACAAGCGAGGCUCAACAUGGUCCCUGCAAUGUUGCCAAGGCUACAUUUAAUCAAGCUCAAAUUUGCUCAGCAAAUACUGAGAAUUAUUUUCAAAAUCCAUCGACCCUUGAUCAUGGCGUUUUCAAUUUACUGCAGGUUGCUAACAGCGUCACGAACGAUUCUCAGUAUAAUGUCGCAAACACUUCUAAAGCGAGCUUGAAUCAGAUGCAAGCUUGUUCGUCAACCAGUAGCCAGAAUUAUAAUACAUCGGGCGCUGCUCUUAGUUUGCUUCAAACUGCCAAUCAUGUUUCUGGUGCGAGUGCAAGCGAACCCUCUCCAUAUGGAUCUUGCAAUAUCUCCAAAGCCGCUUCCACUAAUCAAGCUCAAGCUUGUUCGACAAUGAGUCAGAACUACUCGCAAAAUCAGAGCAGUUUUGGUUUGCAUCAAAUUUGUCCUCAGAAUGUGCCAAUGUCGUCUGGUGCGAGUAAUGUCCACAAGAUUGCUCACAUACAGAAUGAUUUGCAACACCUGAAGCCUGCUACACUUUUAUCCGAACAAGUAUACGCUGAAUUGAAACAAACGGUACCUAAUCUGGAACAGCUGUCUCAGAACGAAUUCAAUACUCUCUAUAAUAAGACUGUUCAACAGAAUAUAUUGCGAAAUUACUAUUCUAAUAAUCUGAGCGGAGACCCGGGCCAAAAAAACGCUCAGGAAAUCACUAGCAAUCAACAGCAACAAAAGACUAUGAUUGGCAGAAAUCAAUCUGCCCAGGGACACUCUUGUGACUUUAGUCCUUAUCUAAAACAGCCGCCAGUUUAUAACCCACCUCCUCCUCCGAUCUGGAGCUCGCUCAAUUCCGGUCAAAAUGGUUACACGCAGAAUCAUUAUUCUACAGCCAAGUGCAACUUGAGCGGACCAUCCAAUCUGCUGCAAACUGAAACCUCUUCUUUAGCAAGAAAUAUAUCUGGAUCAGCAACAGCGAACGACUUGGCCGCCGUCAAAGUGAACCUGUUGCAAGUCAAUCAACACCAAACCGGUACUAGUCCUCCGCUCACUGCAGCCUCCCAGCAAUUGGUAAUGUCGUUAAGCGACGAGUUUCGAGCGAGCAGGAUCAUGAAGGUGCAAAAGGAGGCUGCGGACGCGUCGCAGCAGGAGGUACUGGCCGCGCUACAGGCGACCGGCUGGGACACGAAUCAAGCUGCUAAACAGAUCGCAAAAGAUAGACAGGCGAAGGUUGAAAGUCUCGUGAGGUUGGGCUUGGCUAAUAAACAACAAUGCGAAAACGCUCUGAAGCAAACAAAAUAUGAUGUAGAAAUGGCAGCUUCAUUAUUGCUCGAUCAGGUCAGAUGAGAAAUAACCACGGUCAAUAAUUCAAAACUUCCUGUGACAUAGUUGUAACGUUGCUAAAACCUUACGUUUAUUUAUAAACAAAAGCGAUAGACAAAAAUUUCGUUUGGGAAACAAUUACAGCGAUCUGUCUGAGAUUUCGCGGAUUUUUUUGUCGAGCUUUUGCAUUCCAUUCUAUGGCACAAUUUAAUGCUAAACAUGACUGAUGCUUACUAUUUGGACGGUGUAAAAACAGAAUUAUUGUGCAUAAUCGAUAGGUGAUAAAAAUAUUACUAGUGUGACAUUAUUCUUAAUACGUAACAAGUAUAAAUCUGAAACUGUGAUAUAUUGUUCAUCUUUAUCUGGACGUACAAUUAUGAUGUUAAUGAACUUUUAGACAGUGAAGAUAAGAAACUUUAUUUAUAACAGAUGUUAUUGAAAAAAAAUUGAGAUUAUUAAAUUAAAUAAUAUUUAGUUUACAUAUACAAGAUAAAUCAACAGCAAUUAACAUUUUUAAUAUCUUCGAAAAUGAACAAAUAAGAAGAUUUGUCAAACAAAAAUUACAUAUAUAACAUAAACAUGAGAAUCAUUAUGACACUCUUUGAAAUUUGUUUGACAAAUUUUUUUUCUAUUUGCAUAAUUAUAAAGAUAAUAUGCUAAUUGCUAUCAGUUUAUCCUGUCUGUAUAUGUAUUUCCGUGUGCGAAUUGUAUGUGUGGGUAACAAUUAGUGGCAAAUCUACAUUUAUCUCGAUUUAUCACAACCAUAGAAACGGGUAUAAUCAAAAAUUUUAUUUCGAUUACAUAUAAAAAAAUACGAGUAUAUACUCUCUCUUUAUGUUACAUGUAAAAAAU
This is a messenger RNA of Camponotus floridanus (Florida carpenter ant), 5693 nucleotides long. RefSeq lists its product as uncharacterized. Gene Ontology annotation, molecular function: protein tyrosine kinase activity; protein binding; ATP binding. NCBI's taxonomy places the organism in Eukaryota, Metazoa, Arthropoda, Insecta, Hymenoptera, Formicidae. The record is from RefSeq and is a predicted model, not a curated record. Gene Ontology annotation, biological process: protein phosphorylation. Bases 501 to 4865 code for a protein of 1454 amino acids. The transcript has 5 exons.